Messenger RNA from Plasmodium malariae, 732 nucleotides. RefSeq names its product fam-l protein. The record is from RefSeq and is a predicted model, not a curated record. The transcript has a single exon. The coding region runs from base 1 to 732 and encodes 243 amino acids. Lineage: Eukaryota; Apicomplexa; Aconoidasida; Haemosporida; Plasmodiidae.
AUGGCAAUAUACAAACAAGAAAAGUAUUCAAGUACUUUAUAUUUAAAAGAAGAAUUGCCAAUUUAUGUAGCUCAAGAAAGAAAAGAUAUAUCUAAUAAUGAAAAGGUUGACUCAGGUAAAAAGAAAAAAUUAAGUGGAUUUCCCUUGAAGGUUGCGGGUGGUCAUAAAUCAGAUAUGAAAAAUAAAUCUUGUUUAUUUGAUACAAACAAAUAUUCACAUAUGGAAAAAAAAAUAUUCAAGGAACUUGAUUAUAUAGUUUUUCUUAAAAAUAACAAGACAGUUAGUAAUAAGGUUUACAAAAAAAUAAUAUGUAAAAAAUACGAAUUGCAAAUUUUUUUACCUGUAUUAAUCUUCUUUUUCUUAUUAAUACUAUUUAUAGUAGAAGUAUCAUUUGGAUUUGCAGGAAAACAUAGUUUAUUAUAUCAAUUAAGUUUAAACAAGGAUAAUUUAAAAUCUUUGACCGAAAAUGAUUCAUGGUCACCUAUUGUAGAGGCGGUUAAAACGUUAGGAGCAUUUUUGGAACACAGUAUAUCUAAAAAACUGGGGGAAGAUGUAUGUUCAUGGUGUGAAAAUGCAUCAGAUAUUACUAAUUAUUGCAAAUUAGGGCAUUUUUUUCGUAUUUUAAUAUAUUAUGUACCUUUCAUUAUAUUAUGUAUCACUUUAAUAUCGAGAAUUAUUUAUUACCAUAAAAAAGUUAAAAAAUAUGAAAAAAUUAAAUUCAGGAAAAGGUAA